Penicillium samsonianum is the source of this 3420-nucleotide messenger RNA. RefSeq lists its product as uncharacterized. Lineage: Eukaryota; Fungi; Ascomycota; Eurotiomycetes; Eurotiales; Aspergillaceae. Bases 1 to 3420 code for a protein of 1139 amino acids. The transcript has 3 exons. Gene Ontology annotation, biological process: transmembrane transport. Gene Ontology annotation, cellular component: membrane. The record is from RefSeq and is a predicted model, not a curated record. Gene Ontology annotation, molecular function: ABC-type transporter activity; ATP binding; ATP hydrolysis activity.
AUGUUUGUGGCUUUACUAUUUACCACCCAGAUGGGGAUGAGCUUUGCUCUUGUACACUACCAUUAUCUGGGCGAAGUGGUCGGUAGCCAGGUUAAGGCUAUUCUUACAGCAAUAAUCUUUGAAAAGUCUUUGAAGCUCUCUAACAGUGAAAGCAAUGACUGGACUGAUGGGAAGAUAGCGAACCUUAUUACAAUCGAUUCGCAGCGUAUUGAGAGCGCUCUUCUAUAUGCCAACAUGAUUUGGAGUGAGCCAGUGGCCGUGGUCGCGGCAUUGGCAAUCCUGUUCUAUAAUCUUACCUGGAGCGCUCUGAGCGGUCUCUUGCUCCUUGGGGUGGGUGCGAAAGGCCUGGAAUACAGCAUGGGUUGGCUGAUGUCAAGACGUCUAGCAAUCAAUGUCGCGGUAGAUCACAGAAUAUUGAGCCUCCUUGAAGGACUGCGCAAUAUGAAAUUUGUCAAGUUCCAUGCUUGGGAGCCAUACUUCCUCCGUCGAAUCUCUGAUGUCAGAGAGGCCGAGGUCCAGCAGCAACACAAGCUAUUAAACCUCCAGAGCACGAUCAUGUCCCUGUCUACCUCGCUACCUUCAUAUGCGGCGAUGUUGUCUUUCAUUAUAUUCAUGACAGUCCAUGGCCGACUGACUGCCGCAGAGGCAUUUUCUUCGCUGGCGCUGUUCAAUUGUCUUCGCAAGCCUCUCAAUAUCUUGCCCAUGGUGCUUAACCAGCUCAUCGAUGCAUGGGUAUCCAUACAACGCAUCGAAUCAUUUCUGAAGGCGGAGGAUCAACAGAAGACAAUCGAGUGGGAUCUCAACUCCGUCAAUGUCGUCGAAAUAACCAGCGGCUACUUUUCCUGGGAUUAUGCUGCCCAUGGCGAUAUUCCUUCUCCCGUGAUUGACGAAGAGACCAGUCUGCUGUCCACGCAUGAAUCCAGCAUGCCUGGCAAUGGGCACUCGUCGUCUUCAGCCCUAAGUAACAUUGACUUGCAGGUCAAGCCAGGAGAGCUUAUCGCAAUCGCAGGGCCUGUAGGUGCAGGCAAGAGUGCCCUUCUCCUCGCUCUUGCCGGCCAGAUGAGCCAAACUCGAGGCCAUGUCAUACUAGGCGCCACACGAUCCUUUUGCUCUCAAGUGCCGUGGAUUAAAAGUGGAACUGUCCAGGAGAAUAUUUUGUUUGGCAAACCUUUACUACGGCCAUGGUAUGAUGAGGUGGUGGAGGCAUGUGCUUUGAAGCCAGAUCUCAAGACAUGGGAGCAUGGCGACGCUACUUACAUCGGCGAGCAGGGUAUCACACUGUCCGGCGGCCAGAAGCAACGUAUCAGUCUUGCGCGAACAAUAUACGCAGACGCCGAUCUAUUGCUUCUAGAUGAUCCUCUAUCAGCCGUCGACGCGAAUGUUGGCCAGCAUAUCUUCAAUAAAGCUAUUCUUGGCUUAUUACGUGGGAAAACCUGCAUUUUGGUGACUCACCAAAGGCACAUAAUCACCCAAUGCGAUCGUAUUUUGUGGCUAGAAAAGGGCCAAAUUAAGGCUUCUGAAAGCCUAUCCAAUCCAUCUUCUGGUGAUGAAUUGUUGUCGCGUUUGGUUCCUACCCAGGAGAAUUACCUGCCAAAGAACUCGAAAAAUGCAGAGCAUGGCGAAUUGAGCAAUGGAGACUAUGAAGCAGUGCAUAGCGACCAAGAUCAUAAUACGAUGAUAAACAGUGAAACUCAAAAGUCGGGCAAUAUACACGGGUCUGUUUACAAAACGUACCUUUCUGCGUCGGGCUCGAUCUUCCAUUGGCCUAUUCUAUUCUCUCUCUUGAUUGUCUCGCAAAUAGCUGGAAUAUUCACUAGCGUUUGGCUCUCAUGGUGGGUGGAUAACACCCUAGGGUGGGAUAACCAUGCUUAUAUAGUCGGCUAUAUCCUUUUUGGGGUAGUCCAGAGCGUUCUCGCAUGGGCAUAUCUUAGUCAGGCUUCAAUUACCGGCUUGCGAGCCAGUGACAAUCUGUUCAAGACAGCUCUCCGGCGUGUCUUAUAUGCGCCCAUGUCAUUUCACUCUUUAAAUCCAGCUGGUCGGUUGAUGAACCUAUUCUCCAGUGAUGUGAAUCAACUGGACAAUGGAGUUAGUGGCUCGGUUCAGGCCUUCUUCAUGCUAAUUGGCAUUGCGUUCUCCACAUUCCUACUCAUAUCUGUUCAGUUUCCUCUUUUUGUACUAUCCUUCCCAGUGAUUUCUUCCGUCGUAUACUAUACUUCCAGUUAUUACCGCGCUUCGAGGCAACAGCUGAAACGGUUUGAGACUGUAUCCCGCUCUGCUGUUGCAGGGAAUACUGUCGAGUGCAUUGCAGGUCGUCAGACCAUCCGAAGCUUUGGCGUCCAGCAUAUCUUCCAAAGUCGAUUGAGUAUCGCUAUCGAUGAAGCAAGUAACCUUUCAUAUCUGAUGUCCGCUAGCCAACAGUGGUUGAAUCUCCGACUGGAUACACUGGGCAAUAUUCUCAUUCUGUUCGUCGGAGCCUUGAUUGUCAUGUCCGACAACUCGAUUCCAGCAAGUAUGUCUGGAUUAUUAAUGACGUAUGCCCUGGCUGUCGUACAAAUAAUCCCUGGCAUUGUAUCCCAAACCGCUGAGAUUGAAAACUCUUUUAUCACAGUUGAGAGAAUGUUAUAUUAUGGCAAUGAGAUUCCGACAGAGAUGUCUAGCUCUGCUACAGUGCCACCGUCAACUUGGCCAGAGACCGGAACCAUAACCAUGAAGGAAGUCAGUCUGCGCUAUCAUAGUGAUCAUCCUCGAGCACUGCAAGAUGUCAACCUCACAAUCAAUGAUGGAGAAAAGGUCGGCAUCAUUGGGCGUACCGGUGCAGGCAAAUCCUCAGUUGUAUCCGUUCUUUUCCAACUAUUCCCACUGGAGCAUGGGUCAGUUGUCAUUGACAAUAUCAACAUCGCAAAUUUGAAUCUUCAUUCCCUGAGAUCCAAAUUAGCUAUCAUCCCUCAAGACCCCACUCUCUUCCAGGGCACAGUUCGAACAAACUUGGACCCCUCCAGAGAAUACCCAGACGAUGUUCUCUACAAUGCACUUCGCAAAACCAACCUUUACCUGCAGGUGCACCUUGAUCGAGAAGUUCUACCAGAUGGCAAAAACUUUUCUCUGGGUGAGCGGCAGUUGCUAGCAUUGGCACGUGUUUUGGUGCGAGAUCCUCGCAUCCUCGUUUGUGACGAGGCGACUUCUGCCGUCGAUCAAGACACGGAUCGACAAGUGCAGCAGACACUACUAGAGGCAUUUCAGGAUCGAACAGUAAUCUGCAUUGCUCAUCGACUGCAAACGAUUAUACGUUAUGACCGAAUCUGCAUGGUAGAUCAAGGCAGAAUUGUUGAUUUCCAGAGUCCACUUGCAUUGUUCGAUACAAAUGCUGAGUUCCGCCAGAUGUGUGAGCUCAACCACAUCACCCGCAAGGACAUUGUUUAG